GAAAAAAAACGUCACCACAGUCGUUCCUUACUACUGAAGUGGGUAACGCAGUGAGAGAAUCUGAAUAUAAUAUCUAUUGGAGAUAACACAUACUUCGUCAACAUGAAGGGUAUUAUCUUGCUGGUGCUGGGAAUAGGCCUUCUUCAUACAGCAUCUGCUGUGACUCACUCCCUGAAGUAUUUCUACACCACAUCUUCUGAAGUUCCCAACUUCCCAGAGUUCGUGGUUGUGGGGAUGGUGGAUGGUGUUCAGAUGGUUCACUAUGACAGCAACAGCCAGAGAGCAGUGCCCAAACAGGACUGGAACAAGGCAGCAGACCCACAGUACUGGGAGAGGAACACUGGGAAUUGCAAGGGUACCCAGCAGACUUUCAAAGCCAACAUCGAUAUUUUAAAGCAGCGUUUUAACCAAAGUGGAGGUGUGCACAUUGUCCAGAAUAUGUUUGGAUGUGAGUGGGAUGAUGAGUCUGGAGCCACAGAGGGGUUUGAUCAGCAUGGAUAUGAUGGAGAGGAUUUCAUAGCAUUUGACCUGAAAACAACCAAAUGGAUCGCCCCAACGCCACAGGCAGUCAUCACCAAACAAAAGUGGGACAGUAACAUAGCUCGAAAUGAGCAGACAAAAAACUACUACACCCAGAUCUGCAUUGAGUGGCUGAAGAAGUAUGUGGACUAUGGGAAGAGCACUCUGAUGAGGACAGUCUCUCCGUCAGUGUCUCUGUUCCAGAAGAACCCCUCCUCUCCAGUGACCUGCCACGCGACAGGUUUCUACCCCAGUGAUGUCAUGGUGUCCUGGCAGAAAGACGGACAAGAUCACCAUGAAGAUGUGGAGUAUGGAGAGACUCUCCCCAACCAUGAUGGAACCUUCCAGAAAAGCUCCCACCUGACAGUGACGCCUGAGGACAGGAAGAACAACAAGUAUCAGUGUGUGGUUCAAGUCAAGGGUAUCAAGGAUGACUUCAUCAGGGUUCUGCCUGACCAGGAUGCCGCCAACAUUGUCCCCAUCAUUGUAGGGGUGGUAGCUCUCCUCCUGGUCAUCGUUGCUGUUGUUGUUGGGGUCGUCAUUUGGAAGAAGAGGAGCAAGAAAGGCUUUGUUCCGGCCAGCACUUCCGACACUGACUCUGACAACUCUGGGAGAGCUGCCCAGAUGACUUGAGAGACCUCUGCACUUCUGUAACAUCAGAGAAGGUGUUGAAGAGGAACUUCUCAAGAACAUAACACACUUAUAAUUGCACACACACACACACACACAACACAGGAGGUUGGUGUCACCUUAAUUGGGUAGAGCGGGCUUGUGGUAAUUGCUAGAGUGGAAUGAGUGGAAUGGUACCAAAUACAUCAAACACAUGGUUUGAUCUACUCCGUUACAGCCAUUAUUAUGAGCUGUCCUCCCCUUCAGAAGCCUCCUGUGACACACACACACUGUAAACACAGAUCCAUACAUCAACGACAAAAAUCUGCUGUCAAAAAUAUUAUUUGGUGAUUUUCAUUUGAACAGUUCUACUUUCAUUUAAUCUAUGGUUUGGCUUUUUAGAGUAUUGUUAUGUGUUUUUAAUUGUUAAAUGUUAUAUUGCCACUGAGGUUUAUCUCAUUCUUACAGGUAUACUAGAAUCAUUGUUGUGAGAUGUUAAAUUAAGAUUUGAACUUAAAUUAUUCUACAAAUAAAACAUACAUUUGUUUGAUUUUCUUUUAACCGAAGCCUUCAAAACGACCACAUUUAAAAGAUAUUGCUGUAAACCGGAAAAAAUGAAUCACUUUGUGUGUGUAGCUGCACAUGUGUAGGUCUCCACACAAAGCAGUGAUCGACCAAAUCUAAUGCAAGUCCAGAAAACAGCAUGGCAAAUUUGAUCCAUUUAAGAGAUAGAUAAUGAAGCAGCAAAACCACAAAUUAGAGACCAAAUUCAUGCCUUCUGUCAUAAUUCUCUUACACUUUUCAAUAAAGUCUACAAAAUUUGAAUCAAAGUGUCAUACUCUGCCUUUUAAUAAUGUUUGCAGUAAGAUAUGUUCUAAACAGCAAAGGAUUUGAAGUGAAACAAAUAUCAUUUUGUAUAUGGGUUUAAGAAGAAGUAAUAUAUAUUUUGAUGAUCUGUAUGAAAGAUGCUGGGGUGGCAGGUAGGUUAGUGGGUUAGUCGGCUAGUGUAGGGCCACUAGCCGACAAGGAAAAAAUCUGUCUGUGCCCUUAAGCAAGACACUUAACCCCUAUUGCUCCUGUAAAUUUCUCUGGGUAACAGCGUCUGAUAACUAAAAUGUCAAAUAUAAAUGUUUGAAUAAAUACUUCUUAAAAAAGGGG
Molecule: messenger RNA, 2286 nt
Organism: Oncorhynchus gorbuscha (pink salmon)
Lineage: Eukaryota; Metazoa; Chordata; Actinopteri; Salmoniformes; Salmonidae
Product: BOLA class I histocompatibility antigen, alpha chain BL3-7-like
Biological process (GO): immune response
Cellular component (GO): external side of plasma membrane
Source: RefSeq, a predicted model, not a curated record